AUGGCUUUGGAUCGAGCAAAGAAAGUUGUAAAUGAAAAACAUGAAAGGAUACUAUUAGAAAUGGCAAAACAACCUGGGAAUGAUGUGUGUGCUGAUUGUGGUGCUAAAGCUCCUCGUUGGGCAUCGCAUAGUAUCGGCAUAUUCCUGUGUAUACGGUGUGGAAGUAUACAUCGUAAAAUGGGAACACAUAUUUCCAAAGUUAAAUCUAUAUCGUUGGAUUCUUGGACGCCUGAUCAAGUGGAGAAUAUGAAACAAUGGGGUAACUUGAAAGCGAAUGCUAAAUGGAAUCCUCGGCCAGAAUUGAAUCCCGUUCCUGUGAAUGCUUCCGAUAGUGAAAUGGAACGAUAUAUUCGAAAUAAAUAUGAGAGAAAGGCAUUCAUGGAUCCAAAGCCGCCACAAUCAAAAAAUCGCGCCAAUGGUUCUCGGUCCAGCGCAUCGUCAGUCUCAUCAUCAGUAAUCUCGCCAGUAAAACGUGCUGAGCCAAUUGUCACAUACUCUGACAAAGGAGAUACCACCACAUCCAAUAAAUCCGGAUUCGAGAGUGCAUUACGUCAACUUCAUGACAUGGGGUUCACUGAUACUGCUCGGAAUCGUGAGAUUUUAUCUACUACAAAUGGUGAUCUUAAUGCAGCGAUUGAAAUUUUGUGUAAAUUACCCCCUAGUAGUGGUAGUGGGGGGACUGGUGGUAAUAGUGGAAAUAGCGUGUCGGCAAAGCCUUUGUCCCAAGUAAGACGAACAUCGUCAAUGUCUGAUGAGGAAAAGGUUACUGCAUUAUGGAAUUUAGGAUUUCAUGACGAAGCCAAAAAUCGUGAUGCAUUACGUCGUACUGGUGGAAAUGUUGAAGUUGCUGCCGCGAUAUUAAAUGACGAGCGAUCAAAACCACCUGAAACUGGAUCUCCCGCUACUGUCUCUAAUACAAUUCAGGGUCCAAAAUCCACAAGCUCAAAUAGUAGCCUUAAUGGGACUGCGCAACUUGAUUCACAACGACGACAGCAUAAAUUACCAUUGACUUCGAAUAACCAACAAUCACGAAAUUCAUUGCUUAUUGAUACGCCCGCGACACCACCUCAACCACAGCAACAAUUGCCCAAUUCUUCCUUAAAUCCGUUGCUGUCUCAACAGACGUCAAAUUUAGCUUCAUUUGGACAAAAUAAUCCUUUUGGGUUUAACGGAUUGAGUCAAGGAUUAGGAAUGGGUGUCAUGACUCCCACCUCCACUAGUAAUAUAAAUAAUAUUCAUAAUUCAAUUGGAUUACAAAAUAAUCCGCAAUUAGGUCUAGUAGGAGGGGGCGGAGGAAGCACCAAUAUACAACAACAAAAUUCACUUUCCUUUGCCAAUAACAAUUCAAUAAUGGGAUCAGGAUCAGGCAGCACAACCCCAUUUUCGGAGUUAAUACCUUCAUUUGGUAAUCUUAACUUAGGUAAUUCAAGUCGAUUAACAUCAUCCACGCAAUCAUUUGGUGCACCAACACAAAAAUCCGCACCCGUUGGUGUCAAUUCCGCCGGGUUUCUUAUGAGUCACCAACAAACACCAUCAUCAUUAUUAUCAUCUAAUUCGUCAGCUUCACUCGCAAAUAAUUUGCAUGGAAGUACUAAUGCUGGGAUGCUGGGUACAAAUGCGAAUCAUGGUUGGAAUGGAAUGAAUAAUUUUGGAGCAUUUUAA
Messenger RNA from Ambispora leptoticha, 1662 nucleotides. NCBI's taxonomy places the organism in Eukaryota, Fungi, Glomeromycota, Glomeromycetes, Archaeosporales, Ambisporaceae. The record is from the annotation of a GenBank genome assembly.